Penaeus indicus is the source of this 1035-nucleotide messenger RNA. Its product is annotated as prickle planar cell polarity protein 3-like. Lineage: Eukaryota; Metazoa; Arthropoda; Malacostraca; Decapoda; Penaeidae. The transcript has 7 exons. The record is from RefSeq and is a predicted model, not a curated record. Gene Ontology annotation, molecular function: zinc ion binding. The coding region runs from base 1 to 1020 and encodes 339 amino acids.
AUGGAGAAGACGUGCCAGAGCUGCAAGUGUACCAGGGAACUCCACGACGUCUACCACGAGGACUGGGUCAACGUGAGGGAGAGACUUGGCCUCGGCGAUUCCCUCGGACGCAGCAGCCGAGAGUUGUGCCUUCAGGAGGGCUACACGUGGGUGCCACCUGGCCUCACCAGCGAGCAGAUCUAUGACUAUAUGAGCUGCCUGCCGGGCCACAAGGUUCCCCGGCUCGGCACACCCGGAGAGAAGUCGCGAGAGAGGCAGUUGAUGUUGCAGUUGCCCAAGCAGGACCUGGCGCUGGACUACACGCGUCACGUUGAGCCACAGUUCCAUACUUCCUUCAAGGAUUUCGUGGCUGCUAGGAACGAUAUUGCACUGGAUAUCGGCAUUAUUAAGCCCCACAUUCCACAUGAUAUUGAGUGCCGAGGUUGCGGCGGCGUGGUGACCAAGGGCAGCGUCGGAGUGGUGGCGCCCCGUUUCGGCGAGGAGGCGGCGUGGCAUCCGGCGUGCUUCGUGUGCGGCACUUGCAACGAACUGCUAGUGGAUCUUGUGUACUGCGUGUGGGAGGACACCAUUCACUGCGCGCGCCACUACGCCGAGAAGCUCAAGCCGCGUUGUUCUGCUUGUGACGAGCUCAUUUUCAGCGGGGAGUACACCAAAGCCAUGUCAAAGGACUGGCAUUCGGGCCACUUCUGUUGCUGGCAGUGCGACGAGUCCCUCACUGGGCAGCGCUACGUCCUGAAGGAUGACCAUCCCUACUGCAUCAAGUGCUACGAGGCGGUCUUCGCCAACACCUGCGAGGACUGUAACACUACUAUCGGCAUCGACUCCAAGGAUUUGUCGUACAAGGACAAGCACUGGCAUGAGAAAUGUUUCCUGUGCAACAAGUGCCAGGUGUCCCUCGUGGACAAACAAUUUGGAUCCAAGAUGGACAAGAUAUUCUGUGGCCCUUGUUACGACUCCCAAUUCGCCACGCGUUGCGACGGCUGCGGAGAGAUCUUCAGGGCAGGUGAGUACUACGUGUGAUGUUAUUUACGUUGU